Messenger RNA from Racocetra fulgida, 237 nucleotides. The record is from the annotation of a GenBank genome assembly. Lineage: Eukaryota; Fungi; Glomeromycota; Glomeromycetes; Diversisporales; Gigasporaceae.
GUGAAUCUACUUCAAGUAAUAAUAAUAACAAGCAUACUUUGAAGUCAAGUGAUAUGAAUAGCAAUAAUUUAUCAAAGCAUCAAUAUUUAUUACAAAAUACUAAAGGUAAAAAUUAUAAUAAAGUCUUAACAAAGAAUAUUUAUUUUGAUGCAAAAUUAAAAAGCCUUCAGGUUAAAAAAGAAAUUGCACAACAAAAAUUAAUUAUUGAAAAAAAAACUUCAAUUGAAAAAAGAAAAG